AUGUUAUUGAGUCGUAAUUCAUCGGUUACUUCCCAUGAAGAUACUGCAAGUGCUUUUGCCCCUACAAAUAAUACCAAUCUUAACAACGAUCCCUCACACGAUCACAUCAUGUCUUAUGACCAUCAUCACCACCAUCAUCAUCACCAUCAUCUGGCCUUACGUAGAGAAAACAAUUUUAAAUGUGAUAAAUGCAAAAAAAUUAAAAAAAAUCUUUCAAAAAAAUUAAACAAUGAUCGGGUGAAUCUAAAUGUUAAUAGUGAUGAUGAAGAGCAUAGUGAUGAUAUUGAUCAUAAUGAUGAUCAUGAUGAUGAGGAUGAUGGUGUUGCCCAUGAUCGUCCCAAUGAUAAUGUUGUUCGUGCUCACGAUGACAUUGAUGAUGAGGAAGAUGAUGCCGAUAUUGGCAUUGAUGAUGACAUGGACGAUGACAUUGAUAAUGAUGAUGUGGAUUUAGUGCGCGACGACGAUGAUGAUGACAUGGAUAUGGAUAGUGCUUCUUCACGUCUGCCGAAAGUUGAUAGUGUCACGGCUACUCCGACGACGACACUGUUAAAGGAUAACAAUACAAAACCCAUAUUAAAAUUUAGUGUUUCUGCGAUAUUGGGUGACACCCGUGAGGGUGUAAGAGUUCGUAAUGAAUUUAUGCAACCACAACAUAUCUGGCCUUAUUUACAACAAAACUUCAUACACCAUCCACACUUUCCGCAUCCAGCAUUUCUAACGCAACAUCACAAUGGCAAUAGUUGUCAACCGCAAACCACAUCAUCGUCGUCACCUGGCAGUACGAUUAGUGAUAGCGACAAUCACUCUACCUGCACCACAAACAGCAUCAGCACAAAUACGAGUUGUAACAAUAAUGGCAACCAUUCCAGCAGCAACAAUAGCAACAGCAAUUUACAUGCAAAUAACAACAAUGACAAGGAUAACAAUGAAGAGGAUAACAAUCGAAGACAUACAAUGCCAACGGGUCAAGAAAAAGCAACAACGCCUUUGCAACAUCCUGGCAGUGGAGGUGGUGGCGGCGGCAUUGGAGGCGGAGGUGCUCAUCUACACGCACAACAACCACAACAUCCGCAAGCUGUUAUUGCCAAACCCCUGCCCAGUCGACCCACACCAUUCCUGCCUCACAGUCUCCAACAUCCACAUUUGCAUUCACUGUUGGCACACUGUAGAAAUCCCUACAUGAGUGUUGGUGCACAAGUGUUUCCCCUGCCUCCCGGCCAAGGCUUCCCUUGGGCACAUUCAACACGUGGUAAACCACGUAGGGGUAUGAUGCGUCGUGCUGUGUUUUCUGACUCACAGCGCAAGGGUUUGGAGAAACGUUUUCAACAGCAAAAAUAUAUUAGUAAACCGGAUCGUAAGAAGUUGGCAGAACGUUUGGGUCUUAAAGAUUCUCAGGUCAAAAUAUGGUUUCAAAAUCGUCGCAUGAAAUGGCGCAACUCUAAGGAACGUGAACUCUUAGCCAGUGGUGGCUCCAGAGAUCAAACGUUGCCCAAUAAAAAUAAUCCCAAUCCGGAUUUAUCUGAUGCCAAAGGCGAUCGUCCUCUAACACCGCUAUCACCCAUGGCCAUGUCACCACAACGUCGCAGUGUCUCGCCUCCCAAUUCACCCAAUUCCAAAGAAGACUUAAGCAAUUCAGCUGCCAGCACCCCUAAGCCAAUGAUUUCACCCAAAACUCCCAACUCGCUGCAAUCGCCACCCAUUAUGCAUCAUAUACCGCAGCCAGUUACCAGUAUUGGCUCCUCUUUCGGCAGCUCACAACAAAUGCAAAUUUCUUCACCUCCCCCUCUGCUAACGGUAGCCAAACUGCCAAUACAACAUGAUCAAUCAUCCACAUCAUCGACGGCCUCAUCACCGCCCAACAAUUGUGCUGGUGGUGGUGGUGGCAUGAUGCCCAUGACCAGUGCCGAGUUUCAAGCGAAAAUCAAUGCUGAAAUGCAUAAACAUUUGGUGGCAGCUGAUUUGAAAUUCAAAUUGGAAACCACCUUAAAUGAAGCCAAACAAAGACGCAUGACCAUGUUGAAUAUCAGUGCUGGUGGUAUGGUGGGCCCCGAAUCCUUGCAUCCAAUGGCUUUGCAUCCGGGACAUCCGGCAAAUAACAUUUUCAUUACAAAUGCCAUGCAACAUCAUCUGCAGCAACAACAGCAGCAGCACCAACAACAACAAGCGGCUAUGGCUCAUCAACAACACCAACAACAGCAGCAGCAACAACAACAGCAAGCACCCCAGCAUACAUUAAAUGGACCCCCACAAAAUCAACAAUUUCAAAAUCCCGAUUUUAUGAAAAUGUACUACGAUGACUAUGAUGAAUCGAAUUCAGACAGUGACGAGGAAAUCAGUGUAACGUGACCGCCUUAAGAGGUCUUUGUUUUGUGCUAAACAA
Molecule: messenger RNA, 2380 nt
Organism: Calliphora vicina (urban bluebottle blowfly)
Lineage: Eukaryota; Metazoa; Arthropoda; Insecta; Diptera; Calliphoridae
Gene: Dbx
Product: Dbx
Exons: 5
Coding region: 1-2346 (781 amino acids)
Biological process (GO): regulation of transcription by RNA polymerase II
Molecular function (GO): DNA-binding transcription factor activity, RNA polymerase II-specific; DNA binding
Source: RefSeq, a predicted model, not a curated record